Molecule: messenger RNA, 2821 nt
Organism: Solea solea (common sole)
Lineage: Eukaryota; Metazoa; Chordata; Actinopteri; Pleuronectiformes; Soleidae
Product: melanopsin-A-like
Exons: 11
Coding region: 28-1701 (557 amino acids)
Biological process (GO): visual perception; G protein-coupled receptor signaling pathway
Cellular component (GO): membrane
Molecular function (GO): G protein-coupled receptor activity
Source: RefSeq, a predicted model, not a curated record
AGCAGCGGACGCGGUGCGGCGCGCAGCAUGGAGACUCUGGCGCUGUUAGCGGCAAACGCGCCGAGCGGCAACGGCUCAGAGGUGGAGGCUCACCGGCGGAUGGAGCUGCAAGUGUCCGCCUCUGCCACUCCGACGGUGGCGAUGGCGACCAAAGCCCCGCACCCCUUCCCCACUGUGGACGUCCCCGACCACGCCCACUACACCAUCGGAUCCGUCAUCCUCGUCAUCGGCAUCACCGGCAUGAUCGGUAACUUCCUCGUCAUCUACGCCUUCAGCAGGAGUCGUAGUCUGAGAACCCCGGCUAACAUGUUCAUCAUUAACCUGGCGAUCACAGACCUGCUCAUGUGCUGCACACAGACGCCAGUCUUCUUCACCACCAGUAUGCACAAGAGGUGGAUCUUUGGAGAGAAAGGCUGCGAGAUAUACGCGUUCUGUGGCGCCCUCUUUGGGAUCUGCUCCAUGAUCACGCUGACGGUGAUCGCCAUCGACCGCUACUUUGUCAUCACGCGACCUUUGACCUCCAUCGGCGUGCUGUCAAAGAAGCGGGCGUUUCUCGUCCUCGUGGCGGCCUGGCUGUACUCGCUGGGCUGGAGUCUGCCGCCGUUCUUUGGCUGGAGUGCUUACGUCCCCGAGGGUCUGCUGACUUCCUGUUCGUGGGACUACAUGACGUUCACGCCGUCGGUGCGAGCGUACACCAUGUUGCUCUUCAUCUUCGUCUUCUUCCUGCCGCUCUUCAUCAUCAUCUACUGCUACUUCUUCAUCUUCCGUGCCAUCCGCACCACCAACCAGGCCGUGGGGAAGAUCAGCGGCAGCAUGCACAGUCACAGCAGCAGUCGUGACUCUGUGAAGAGUUAUCACCGUGUGCAGAACGAGUGGAAGAUGGCGAAGAUCGCCCUGAUCGUCAUCCUGCUCUACGUCUUCUCCUGGUCGCCGUAUUCCACCGUCGCCCUCACGGCCUUCGCCGGCUACGCUGACAUGUUGACGCCGUACAUGAACUCUGUUCCUGCUGUCAUCGCCAAAGCCUCAGCCAUUCACAACCCCAUCAUCUACGCCAUCACACACCCGAAGUACAGGGUGGCUCUGGCUAAGUACAUCCCGUGUCUCGGCGUGCUGCUCUGCGUUCACCCUCGCGACCUCCGCUCCACGAGCAGCAGCUUCGUGUCGACGCGUCGCUCCACUCUGACCAGUCAGUCGUCCGACAGCCAGUUCAGACGCCAGAACACCGGCAAGUCCCGCCUCUCCUCCGCCUCCGACAGCGAAUCGGGACUGACCGACACUGAGGCUGAACUGUCCAGUCUGGGCUCCAGACCGGCCAGUCGUCAGGUGUCCUGUGACAUCAGCAGAGAUACUGCAGAACUGUCCAACCACAAACCCUCGUCCAGCUUCAAGUCCAAGAUGAAGAACAACGACUCGGGCAUUUUUGAAAAGAUGUCCUCUGACACGGAUUACACCGCGACAGGAGUCAGUGACCGCAGCAGCCUCCAUAAUGGCGGAGACUACACAGACGGACACAUGGCGAGGAGCACGAUUGGUCGAAUCCCGAGCAUCGUCGUCACCACCGAGACCAGCCCCUUUCUUCCCAUUGGACGAAAUGGUUCACGCACCCCGCGCAGCAAAACAGGCAACAACAACAACAACAACAACAACAACAAUAAAAUUCAAAUACAUGGUGGCGGGUCUGUGUGGGUAGACAGACUCUAGCAGCCAAUAACAUGCAUCUUCCUGGUCAGCUGACGUCCUGUCAGAUACUUAGAGACGUAGAAUUUAGAGACAAAUUGUCUUUACACAUCGUAGGAUUAGAAACAGCACAAACAUUCAGGUUUUAACAAUGAAAUAAUUCACUUAUUAUCACAAAAACACCAACAUUACACGUUUUUUUUGGUGGUGUGUGGUUUCAUGAGUCACUGACUGUGCUGUGAGCGCCCCCUACUGCUGAGUAUCCGCUCAGGUCUAUGAUAUCUUAAGUUCACGUCUUUGUCUCACUGUUACACAGACUUUUCCUACAGGAAACUGAAGUUUGUGAAGCACUCACUCUCCCACACCAAAGCCCAUAGAGAAAAUCAGUGAUUUUAACAUCACACACACAGGAGUUGUUGAUCCAAGUUCAAAUGUCUUAUUUUGUGGCUUUCGAAACUCUUUGUUCAGAUUAACUUCAGUGACACAAAGUGACCACACGAGGCAGCAGUAGACCAGCCGCUCCUGUGUCCUCGCGAGCUAAAAUCACUGAUUUUCUCUAUGGGCUUUGGUGUGGGAGAGAAACUUCAAAGACGCGAACAUAUCCUUAAAAUAUCGUAGACUUAAACUGGCGUAGAUUUUAUUAUGUUAAGUAGCUAAAAGUAGUCUUUCCUUUUGUCAUUUGACUCCAGCUGUUGGUUGCACUUUAUUAUGAAGUUACUCAGUUAGCUAUAGCAUUAGCCUCAGGUGAGAAUUCAUGUUUUGUGAUUUUUUUGUUCAAGUAACAUAAGACAGAAAUAUGUUUGAGUGCUAAUCGACCGCGUUAAAGUCCCAGUGUGUAAGAAUUAGUGACAUCUAAUGGUGAGACUGCAGACUGCAACAAACUUAAAAACUCCUUUUUCUAAGCUAAUCUGGGAACUACAGUGGCCUUCACAGGCCAGAAAGGAUGUUGUCGUCAACAAGUUGUUUAUCAGCUGACGAGGUUUCCAUAGAUACAGAUGUUUUAGUUGUUGUUUUGUUGUUUGUUUUUUUUAGUUUGCCCUUUCAGACUCCAGAGGGGUAUUCCAGAAAGCGGGUUAUGUGAGAACUCUGAGUUUGUUAACCCUGAGAUGAGGGAAACUCUGAGUUAUCCGUUCCAGAAAGAGAG